GUGGUGAACGAUUUUCUACGACAUGUCCUGGCGCUGAAUCAGGUUACGCUGCCCUGCUGCAUUUACUGGGCAGCGCGGUACACCAACUACUGCUCCGUUCAAGAGGUGAAUGCUGGGGAUCAUGCAGCUUGUGGGCAAGUGAUCGGCUCACGCUUCGAGCAUCCAGCCUAUUACUUGGUA
Messenger RNA from Symbiodinium pilosum, 180 nucleotides. The record is from the annotation of a GenBank genome assembly. Lineage: Eukaryota; Dinophyceae; Suessiales; Symbiodiniaceae.